UCACACAGUUACAUAUCGUUCCUUCUGCGUGCGGCUCAUGCUUUGGCUUCGGUAAUUUCUUCUACAGGCAUUUUUUUUGGUGGCAAUUCACACACUUCACUAUUGGAAGGACAGCUCGGUUAUUUGAUGAAGAAAAGAUUGUGGAGGAAAAGUUAUCACGGUUUGAAUUAAAACUGCUAGUUUGUGAGCAAAUCUGGAAAGCAAUAGAUAAAUUGCUUAGUGCAUAGCAGAUUGUGAACUUUCCACUUAGAGUUGCGAAAAAAUCUCGUUCGAGUUUUUGCAAUAUUCAUUCUGUCUGUGAUGUGUAUGUAAGAAAGCUUGCGCUAUUAGGCCGCAAUUAUCUGAGAGAAGAAAUCGAAAAGAAGAUGUGAUUUGAUUUCAGGCAUAAGUCACUUUAACCAAGUUCGUCUAGAAAGGUUUGGUCGGUAAACUCAAGUGAGUUUCGUUCCGUGUUCCGAAGGACCAACCAACCUGUGCAAUUGUUCGAACGCUAAGAUUGAACAUUCGAAGGACAGGCAGCAGCCCCCUCUGGGAGAAACAGGGGCCGUGCAGAAGUGAACAUACGGGAGCUGCGCUGGUGGACGAUGCCAAUGUUGUCUCAAUUUCAAAUGAACUUUCGUGCGUUUCUGGUGCUGGCAUCGAAGAUAUGGACCUGCCUCUGCUAUAUGUUCAACCGACAGGUUAGAGCGUUUGUACAGCAUCAACCGGUAAAAUAUGAACUGUUUCCUCUCUCGCCGGUGUCCCGGCACCGGCUAAGUAUGGUCCAGCGCAAAACACUGGUACUGGAUUUAGACGAGACGCUCAUCCACUCACACCACGAUGCGAUGCCGCGGAACACCGUCAAACCUGGAACGCCGCAUGACUUCACCGUCAAGGUUACGAUCGAUCGCCAUCCGGUGCGGUUCUUCGUGCACAAACGACCCCACGUGGACUACUUUUUGGAUAUUGUAUCUCAAUGGUACGAUUUAGUUGUUUUCACCGCUAGUAUGGAAAUCUAUGGCGCUGCGGUCGCCGAUAAGCUAGACAAUGGACGAAACAUCCUGAAGCGCCGUUAUUACCGGCAGCACUGUACGCCGGAUUUUGGUUCGUACACCAAGGACUUAUCGGCGAUCUGUGGUGACUUAAACAGAAUAUUUAUCAUAGAUAAUUCUCCUGGUGCGUAUCGAUGUUUUCCAAACAAUGCCAUACCGAUCAAAUCCUGGUUUUCGGACCCAAUGGAUAUCUGUUUGCUGUCAUUGUUACCUCUGUUAGACGCCUUAAGGUUCACAAACGACGUACGAUCAGUGCUAUCGCGAAAUCUACACUUACACCGUUUAUGGUAGCAGAAUUUAAGUAAUAUUUUAUGGUGCGCUGUGAGACUUCUUAAAUCUUACAAAUAUUCAUUUAUUUUAUUCUAAUUUUUCAUACCACAGUAAAAAUGCAGAUUAGAUAAAAACUCUGAAAAAAUGCAAAAUUUGAAACCAAAAACGGUGAAAAAAGCAACAGUAAAAAAAUAAUAUCUAAUUUCUUUGGAUAAAUAGUUCAUUUCGUACAAGUAAUCGUUAUCUAUGCAAAGUAUUGUCGCCUCACUAAUAUUUUCGUGUUCAUUUUGUAUUUUAUUUCAUCGGAGUAAUGGCUGUUAUAUUUUCGCAGCAGUCUGUUCAGACGAUGUGUAUUUUAAAUUUUCGUUCGGAAAAUCAGGUACGGCUCGAUAUCCAUUUCUUCCGUUCUGCUAUUAGUAGCUCUCCUAAGCAUGCCGCUCACGAACGAUUGAACGUUAGGUUUACAGUAGCAGGCCUAUAUGCUGAGUAUAAGAAAAAUGUCACUGACAUUAUUCGAUAGGUUUACCUGAAUGAUUGUUUAGUAAGCUAAGAACGAAGUUGAAGACAAAUUUAUUUAUACGGAUGAUUGUACCAUUUAAUGAGUGUAAAAAAAAGCAAAACGUGAAUACUUAAGAACUAUAUGUCUUGAUAAGAUGAAAAUGUAGAGUGACACAAAUUAGAAAAUAAAGCGAAAUCAUGAGGUUACCUCCCGUCAGUUUAACACCAGGUGUAAGCUUGGAGGUCUUAGUUUUUAGGGUACUCUUUAAGAAAACACUCAUUAAGCGGAAUUCACUCAAAUCAACUAACUUUCAUAAAUGUAAACAGGCCCUCUUGAAGUGAGAGGCCUUACUAACAAUUAUUAUAUGCAGCGUCAUUUUGGGGUGAGUGCAUUGAAAUGGUCGCUAUGAAACCAAAAACAAACGAAAAAAUAGAGAAACCUACACUGAACACUAUUGGUUGUGGAUUGAAAAGAACAGAGUUCAAUCUUCCGCAUUUUAAAAUUUGCAAUCAAUGUUAACCAUCCGUUGCCCACUGCUGACAGAGCACCCAAGUGGUAAAGUAUUUUUCAAUCUGUAUUAUUAUUCAAUUGCAACCAAAUAUUUCAAAGCCCGCACACCGUAAAUCUGCUAUAGGAAUUUAACAGAACUGUGUGCUUUGAAAAAGAAAUGUACUACAAUUAAAAUCUUCACUCAGAAUGUAUAGCGUUUGCAAACAAAAGUAACAUACUUGUUUCAUGUCUACCGGAAUUGAAGAACAGCUUAUUUGUUAGUUGAUUGACUCUUGGUUGUCUUGCAAUCAGGAGCUGUGUUCAGUAAAUGGUUUGCAUUACUGUUAAUUUAGUAACGUAUCCUUCAAAUCUUCCUUUGAGCUUAGAGUGCAUUUGUUAUGUUGUACAUUUUCACUUUGUUCGAUCACAUCGAAGGUUCAAGUCCUGUUUUGCCGGCGGCAUUCCCCGUAUUCGAGGACGCUCCUUUUAUAGUAAUGUAAGUUAGAAAGAAAUCGACUUAACAAAGAAUCAAUAUGAGCUAUUUUGAAAAAAAAAUGUAACAUGAUAAAUGCGAUGAUACUACAAUUACAAAGCAACAGUAAAUUCAACGGUACUUGCUCAAGAGUAUUGACCGUUUUGGGUGAACAUUGGAUAGAUCAGCACACAUGUAAUAAUCGCUGUUCACGAACAGUGCAUAAACACAAAUCUUACAUUGAAACAAGCAAACAACCAGAAAGUAAACAAAUAUUCAGCUAAUCCUACAUUGUAAUAGGUAGUAUUUUGUAAAUAUAGUUUGAUAAAAUGAUCAUGAGAAAAGAAAGUCCAAAUAUGAAGCAGUGAAUGAACA
Molecule: messenger RNA, 3136 nt
Organism: Wyeomyia smithii (pitcher-plant mosquito)
Lineage: Eukaryota; Metazoa; Arthropoda; Insecta; Diptera; Culicidae
Gene: Dd
Product: CTD nuclear envelope phosphatase 1 homolog
Exons: 5
Coding region: 585-1322 (245 amino acids)
Molecular function (GO): protein serine/threonine phosphatase activity
Source: RefSeq, a predicted model, not a curated record